Colletotrichum lupini is the source of this 417-nucleotide messenger RNA. RefSeq lists its product as uncharacterized. Bases 1 to 417 code for a protein of 138 amino acids. The record is from RefSeq and is a predicted model, not a curated record. The transcript is spliced from 4 exons. Lineage: Eukaryota; Fungi; Ascomycota; Sordariomycetes; Glomerellales; Glomerellaceae.
AUGCGAUUGAAGUCUGUUUACGCGGGCAAUUGCAAUGCAGAAGUCGCGCGGGAGAAAAUGCAAAUGAAUAAAAUGCAGAACGGCAAGCCGAAGAAAAUGGCGAAAAGACUACUGGCGAAAUCGCCUCUGCUGCGUCCGCUACCUGCGGUUGCUGUGUCAACCGCCACAGACCAACCUUUGGAUGGAACCAGGCCGGGCCAUGGCCGUGACCCAAAAUUCCCCGAUCCAAGUGCUCCAGCCACGGCGAACGCGAGAUCCAAAUCAAUUAAACACGAUAUCACGUGUAGACCCGCCCUAGACGCGGAUGUUCGUGCUGGGUCGCGUCGUCUGGUGAACUGCGCUGGACCUGGUGACUUUGGCCUUUCAACGACAGACGACCGCAAUCCGGACCACCGCCCGGCGCCAAUGCGACCGUAG